Pseudoliparis swirei is the source of this 829-nucleotide messenger RNA. RefSeq names its product regulator of G protein signaling 7 binding protein a (gene rgs7bpa). Gene Ontology annotation, cellular component: postsynapse; neuron projection; nucleus. Bases 31 to 786 code for a protein of 251 amino acids. The record is from RefSeq and is a predicted model, not a curated record. Gene Ontology annotation, biological process: G protein-coupled receptor signaling pathway. The transcript is spliced from 6 exons. NCBI's taxonomy places the organism in Eukaryota, Metazoa, Chordata, Actinopteri, Perciformes, Liparidae.
UAGGGCUGUUUUAUUCGUGGAUGUGUAUGCAUGAGUUCUGCAUCGAAUGGGCGCAAAAACCGCCCCAGAUCCGCCGGGAACAUCUUCCAGAUCGGCAAGCCUCCUUGCCGAGACCCGGAGAGGAGGGAGAGCACCGAAAGUACCCGCAAAGCCCAGCGCGCCGUGGCCGACUGCAGAAUGAUCGUCCAAGAGUUCAAUACGCUCGUGGCUCUGUACCGUGAACUGGUCAUCUCCAUUGGGGAAAUCACCGUGGACUGUCCUUCUCUCCGGGCCGAGAUGCUGAAGACCCGAACUAAAGGCUGCGAAAUGGCGAGAGCGGCGCACCACAGCCUCUCCUUGAUAUCUGGGCCAGAGGACGGGGAGAUCCACCCUGAGAUCUGUCGGCUCUUCAUCCAGCUGCAGUGCUGUCUGGAGAUGUACAUCACCGAGAUGCUCAAAUCUGUGUGCUUGCUGGGCUCCCUGCAGCUUCACAGGAAAGGUAAGGAUUCCUGUGUUCCUCCCGGGGUCCAAAGUAAGACGGAGGACAGCUCAGACAUCCCCAUCCUGGAGGACACCUCUUCCUCCCCCACGGACUUCCCUCAGCUCUACUGGCUGGUGGCCACGGAUAUAGAAAACAUAGAAAAGGACAUGAGGGAGAUGAAGAACCUUCUCAGUAAACUCAGGGAGACAAUGCCUUUACCCUUGAAGAACCACGACGACAGCAGUUUGCUGAACCUGACUCCCUACCCACUGGUCCGACAGAGGAAGAGGCGGUUCUUUGGGCUCUGUUGCCUGGUAACCAGCUAAGGGCCUCGCCUUCGUGGGUAGGAGGCGGCAACAAAGACACCAU